Centropristis striata (black sea bass) is the source of this 2731-nucleotide messenger RNA. It is a transcript of the gene wnt1, whose product is annotated as wingless-type MMTV integration site family, member 1. The record is from RefSeq and is a predicted model, not a curated record. The transcript has 5 exons. Gene Ontology annotation, molecular function: frizzled binding; cytokine activity. Gene Ontology annotation, biological process: neuron differentiation; cell fate commitment; canonical Wnt signaling pathway. Lineage: Eukaryota; Metazoa; Chordata; Actinopteri; Perciformes; Serranidae. Bases 475 to 1587 code for a protein of 370 amino acids. Gene Ontology annotation, cellular component: extracellular region.
AGUGGGAAAAUUCAUUUACAGGGAAUCGAUUAUGUGAUGAGCGUGAGAUUCCACAAGUAAUAUGCGCAACUCUGUGGAUUGCCCUAUUUUUUUUCUUCCUUUCUCCUUUCUGUUUCCUUAUUCAUUGUGCGCCCUAUGAAGAGCAUUAACUAUCCCUCCCUCCAAUCCUAUUGAAAAGGAUCCGAAAAAAAACAGAGGGAGAUGAGAGCAGCAAAUCCCUUUUUUAUUCCCCUCGUAGCGCUCAAUAAGAGAAGAAUGUGUUGCCUAUCAGUCACCGAGGGGAUCAAGUCUUCGGGACUGUCCCACGCGUUCAAUGCGCCGUGCAGAGCAUCACUGAGAGAGACAGAGUGAAGAGGACUGCAGCAGCAGUAGCAUCCUGCCUGGACACUUCACAUCAUUUAGCAACCUGUCUCCACUCAACAUCCAUUUAAGUCAAUUAGGGCUGUCUGCUUCUCUUUCAAGUGCUGUGACACGAUGAGGAGUCUGGCGCUGCUGUUAGGGGUGAAAGCCGCCUGCAUCUUGCUGGUGUCUUCGCUCUCAGGCACUGGGGCCGUCAACAACAGCGGCCGGUGGUGGGGUAUUGUCAAUGUGGCCUCCUCAUCCAACCUCCUAACCAAUUCCAAGAACGUGCAGUUGGUCCUGGACCCAAGCCUGGCCCUACUGAGUCGUCGCCAGCGCCGGCUGAUUCGGCAGAAUCCUGGCAUCUUGCAUGCCAUCGCCGCUGGGCUGCACACCGCCAUAAAGGAGUGCAAGUGGCAGUUCCGCAACCGCCGCUGGAACUGCCCGACCACCCACAGCCCAGCAGUUUUUGGGAAAAUUGUCAAUCGUGGUUGCCGAGAGACAGCAUUUGUAUUUGCCAUUACCAGCGCAGGGGUGACCCACGCUGUGGCUCGCUCCUGCUCAGAAGGAGCCAUUGAGUCGUGCACAUGCGAUUACCGGCGCAGAGGUCCUGGAGGGCCAGACUGGCACUGGGGGGGCUGCAGUGACAAUGUGGACUUUGGCCGGAUGUUCAGUCGUGAGUUUGUGGACUCCAGCGAGAGGGGCAGGGAUCUGCGCUACCUCACCAACCUACACAAUAACGAGGCUGGCAGAAUGACUGUGUCAUCAGAGAUGCGUCAGGAGUGUAAGUGCCACGGCAUGUCAGGCUCCUGCACCGUGCGCACCUGUUGGAUGCGCCUGCCCAGCUUCCGCACAGUGGGAGACUUCCUUAAGGACCGCUUUGAUGGUGCAUCCAGAGUUGUUUAUGCCAACAAGGGAAGCAACCGCGCUUCUCACCGAGCCGACCCCCGACAUCUGGAGCCUGAAAACCCGGCUCACAAACCACCCUCUGCUAUGGACCUGGUCUAUUUUGAGAAAUCACCAAACUUCUGCUCCUACAAUGGAAAAACUGGCACUUUGGGAACUUCUGGGAGAACAUGCAACAGCUCUUCUCCAGGCCUGGAUGGAUGUGAGCUGCUCUGCUGUGGACGUGGGUUUAAGACCCGGACUGAGAGUGUGACUGAACGUUGCCACUGCACCUUCCACUGGUGCUGUCAUGUCAGCUGCUUGAACUGCACCAGUACACGAACGUUGCACCAGUGUCUAUGAUCACAGGUGGACACCAAGUGAAUAUAUAGGCAUAUAUUAAAGGCAACGAAGAACUUCUUAGCAAAAUAGGUAGUUUGCUGAGAAAGCCACUAGUACACAGGUGGUUUGAGAUGUUAGGUAGAAGCUAGAAAAGCUUCAAGGCGGGUAAACUGAUACAGGGAGCUCUCUGGCACAAAAUCUCAAUCAGUGUUUUAGAAAGAGGGAGAUGGAGAGAAGUACAAAUAUAUGAACAGGGUACAGAGGGAGUAUAUGUAUUUGCUCCUUGCCUAUGAUGCUUAACAGUUUUAAGAGGGUAUUUAAACACUACAACCAUCCAUGUAGAAUGGAAGCCAUCCACAUCCCUCAAGUGUUUGAACUGAGGAUGAAUAAAAAUAAGAAGUAAAGGGAUGAAACGAUGUGGUGCAGAAUCGAUUGCUGUAACUGGGUACCACUAGAGCCGUCUUCUCCCCCACUGAGGGCAGAGACUGGACACAAUGUUUCACAGAUGUUUCUGUGGCCAGAGAGCCACAAACAUGUGCUCUCAUAAACUGGUGAAGACCUCUAACAAGAGGGGAGUUAUUUAAAAAAAAUCUGUUUUGUUCUGCUUUGCUGAAGUUUGGCUUCUCUCACAUGAAAUUGUGUGAAGUUUAUCUCCAGGGAUGGGCUGUCUGUUCCCAACUUGUGUACUUAGGCCCUGGAUGCAGCCCAACCACUUAUAAUUUCCUCACCACAUUUGCCCUUUUUGUUUAGAUUUCUCCUGAGUUGAAUACACCUCACUCCUGAUUUGCCACUCUCACACUGACCACAGGAUGGUCCUGAUGUUACACGACUGGGACCGGUGCUUGCCAAGGAAAACAGAAACUGACAGAACAAAUCUUACUGAGGCAACUAAAUUUGAAUGUAUUAUCAAUACACUGAAUAUUAAAGCAUGAUUAGUGGUAGUUUGGCAAAUCUGAGGUGUUAAUAUUUAAAAAAAAAUAAAUAAAUAAAAGUGACCUGCAGAAUCUCACCAUGCUCUCAAAAUGAAAUGUCACUUUGAGACGUACAUUAAAGCAACAAAAAAGACACAAAAUUCCUGUUAAUUCAUUAGUGUAGCAUUAAACUGGUUUAAAGUAGGCAGAUGUGUAUUACUUCAGGCUAGGCUGUAAAAAAAAAAAGCAGAUAC